GGGAGAGCCAGCGGUAAUGCGUGCGUCUAAUGUUUUUAUUCUGUACUGACGGUCGGGAAAACCAGUUUCACUGAACCCUGGAGCUGAAGAGAGAUCGCUGACGCAAAAAUGGUUUUAGUCACACCAGCGCUGUUGCUGCUGUUGUCUUGGGUAUCACUGCAAGCUGUCGCAGAGAUUUGCCGGGGGACGCACUGCUACGGCGCGGAAACCGGCGAUCCAAGACCGUGCACCGGAGCGCACUGUCCGGGGAGCAGAUCCUCCAGACCGCCGCGCCACUUUAACCCGGUAGCGCAGCAGGGGAGAGCGGCGCAGAUCGUCGCCAGCCAACACUAUGCGUACCAGAGCUCUCCACGAGCAGCGUCGGAAGCUUAUCCGGCUGCCCAGACAAUGCGCGGGCGGCACGGUGACAGCAGCGCGCGGAAAAGAGAAGUUUUACCCGCAGGAUGCACCGAUGCGGACUGCGCCGCUCUUGUGAAACAAUUUCAGCCCACUAAUGACACCCGAGAGUGCAGAGGGAUCGAGUGCAGACUGCCGCUGAGGAUACGGCCAAGAGCACGUCCUGCGAAGUCUUGUGUGGGAGAAGGAUGUAGUUCAGAGGAGAGCGUGAGCCAGCUUCCUCCUGUCCAUCUGUCCGACAGAGCCGCGCAAUUUCUGGGAGAUUUUCCGGAGCUUGGAUAUCCGUCGUCGGAGCUUGGCGGGGCGCCUUUGGGUGUCCAGCUCACAUGUGACAUCAAGCCAGGUGAGAAUGAAGUUCCUUCAGAGGACGCCCUCAUCUUGCACCUCCAGCUGGCCAAGGGGCAGGAGAAGCUGGUGGAGGCCCUGCGAGCCCAGCAGGUGGUCAUCCGCGACCUGCAGCAGAAACUGGCUGACCAACAGGAGGCGCUGCUGUCCCAGCAAAGGGAGAUCCUGGACCAGCAGCGGCGCAUGUACGAGCAGAUGGAUGUGGUGAAGGCGCAGUACGGCCUCCUCUCGGACACCAUCAAGCAGGUGUCCUUCCAGGGCCUGCAGGGUGAGCUGCAAAGCUACUUCGAGAGCCACCUGGCAGGGCUGCAGAGCCAGGCUCGCAGCCACCUGCAGAAGUCCUACGCCGUGCACAAAAUGGACAUGGACUCAAAGGGGAUGGAUGUCGUCGGGGAGGCUAAUUUUCCUCAACCCCUGCUGGGAUGCCCUUCACCGUGUGGACAGGAGGAGUUCUGUGAUUUUCAGAGGGAUCCACCGCAGUGUCAGAAGUGCACCAUGUGUCCGCCGGGCUUUUUUCUGAUCUCACAGUGUUCUCCCACCGCAGACAGGAUGUGCAUGGACAGAGAUGAAUGCUUAGAAGUACCAAACAUUUGUGGAGAGCGAGUGAAGUGCCUCAAUACUCCAGGUGGGUUCAGGUGUCUGGGAGUUUCUGAGCGAGAAGCCGUGAUGGGUUUGUGUGGUCACGAAUACUUCUACAACCAGGAGCUGCAGGAGUGCCAGGCCUGCACUGACUGUGAUGGAGAGCCUGUUUCUCAUCCCUGCACCGCCAUCAGUGACGCCGUCUGCGGCCAGCCGUCAGAGAGCCAACUCUCCCAGUCUUGGGGGGGUAAUGUUGGAGUUUCACCUGCCAGGACCUCUAGCACCCACAUCUUCAGCGGGCUUCAGCUAAACAUCCGAGGCAAAGAGAAGAUUGAUCUGUUGUCCAACGACGUGGGUCAGGUUACGUUCCUGCAGCACGGCCUGGUUUGGAUGGAUCAUAACUUUGCGAUCAAGCACAGCUGCAGGAACUUCCUUCAGGUGGGAAUGAGGCUCAACGGGAGCCAGGAGGAGGAGGGUCAGGAUCUCAGCGGGGUUCGCAUCGAACAGCCAGAUGGGAAAUACUUCCAGGGCAUCAGUGUCAGCAGUGGCGUGGAGGUGGAGCCAAACCACACCUUCACUCUGCUGCUGAAGAGUCCGAAUCAACACUGCAACCAGAGCAAGGAUCUCCACCUCUACGACAUCGCCACUCCCUCGUUCAGCCUGCUGUGGCUGUCGCAUGACACCGGCGCUGUCGCUAUGACAGCUCAGAUGUCUCUGUUGGCGCACUACCAGACCAGCUACCGCCCAACUUUCCGCAUGACCUCAGUGUCUGAUCCCUAUAUGAUCAGUCUAACUCACGACAACCGCGGCGUGCGCUUCACAGAAAGCGGUGUUGUGAAGUUCGUCCUCCAGCAGGCGCUUUACUCAAUGGGCCACACCUGUGUUCGAGAGGGAUUCUCCCUCAUCGCAUACACUAACCGCAAUGGGACCGGCCAGGAGGCGAUGCAAGCCUUCAAAACAGGCGUCAACUACAGGGACACCUCCAUCACCCUCUCUGGCGCUGUCAGUGUAGCCGGCGGGGACACGCUCAGCUUCGAGAUCACAUCUCCAUCCCAGUGCAACAUCCGUUACUUUGGCGACAGCACAGGGAUCAGUAUGCUGAGUCUUAUCUGGAUUCCUUCAGCGGUGUCGUCAUCCCUCACCGCCACCGUGUCCAGGACUGGUCUGCCCUCUGGUGCGGUGAGGAAUAAGCCACUGUCGUUCCAGCAGAUCAGUGCGGACACGCCGCAGGUUCAUUUGGCGCGCUCAGGCGAGCCGAACAGCCGGAAGAACUUUAUAUUCCACGAGAAAGGGACAGCGAACAUAGCUCUCAACCUGAAGCUGAUACACUCCUGCAAUAUUGUAAAACUCACCUUGCAGCAGGUGGGGGGUCAGGGCGGGCAGGCUGGUCCUGUGGCUCAGCAGGUGUCUGGAUAUAUGCCUGAAGGGAGCGAGUGGGCCAGUAUCGGGCUGAGGGCCUCGUUUCCUGUUCAGAACGGCACGGCGGUUUAUGUCACUCUGGACUGUAUCCGCGGACGUAUUAACCAGAUAACACACGAGGGCGGCACUAACAUUUCAAUCCUCUGGGUUGCCGUGUAAUCCGAGAAGGG
Messenger RNA from Plectropomus leopardus (leopard coralgrouper), 2909 nucleotides. It is a transcript of the gene nell3, whose product is annotated as NELL (neural EGFL like) family member 3. The record is from RefSeq and is a predicted model, not a curated record. NCBI's taxonomy places the organism in Eukaryota, Metazoa, Chordata, Actinopteri, Perciformes, Serranidae. Gene Ontology annotation, molecular function: heparin binding; protein binding; calcium ion binding.